Molecule: messenger RNA, 3481 nt
Organism: Brassicogethes aeneus
Lineage: Eukaryota; Metazoa; Arthropoda; Insecta; Coleoptera; Nitidulidae
Source: the annotation of a GenBank genome assembly
CAUCAACACCCAUCUGUCAGAAAUGACUGUGAUCGUACUUUUUGGCGUAUUUAUGGUUUAAAUGUGUAAAUAAUCGGCAUGAUGCAUCCUGCAACAAACGUACCAAACCAGUCGGAAUUGCCCGCAGAAUUGUGCGCUAAACCUUUAGCUUUAGUGGGUAUUUCGGGGUUAGAUACGGUGAACAAUGCAACCCACAAAUCUAUAUGGGAGUUAUUUAGCGGUAGCAGACGUGUUGAUAGGGCUCCCGUGCUCUUUAAGCUCAUCAAAAAUGAUCACGAGUUCCCGGUCAUUAAACCUAAAAGGAACUCCUAUGAUUGGUACAUUCCCAAGGGGAUUCUCAAGAGGAAUUGGAUGAACAAACAUUUGUUCGAGAUUCCGGCUGUGAUGGUUAUUUUGUACGAUUUAGACUGGAACGACCCGUAUUGGAGCGAGAAGAUGAUUGAGUGUGCUUCUAGAGUUCAGUCUAUGAGGGCUGCUUUGGAGGGUAGAGACACAAGAAUAGUGGUGGUUUUAAUACAAAAUGUCCUCUCAAUCCCUGCAAAUGAAGAUUCUUUGGCCUCAGAUCGAGCCAUAGCUUUGUGCUCAAGCUGCGAGUUAAACUCUGGUUCUUUGUUUGUUUUGCCUCAUGGAGAUCAUUUGCAGGGCUACAUAAUAAGACUGGAGAACGCUUUUUACGAGUUUUCCCAAACAUACUAUCACAACACUGCUAAGAACGUCAAGUCCCACAAAGAGCAUCUCAAUAAGAAUACCCAUCAGUUCUUACUGGUCAGGCAUCAGUUUAAGAUGGGGUUUUUGCAUGAAAUGAAGCAGGACAUCCAUAUUGCUCACAAACAUUAUACUUAUGCCUACAACAGUCUCCUAGAAAUACGAAUAGUGGAUACAAACGCGUUGGAAAUUCGUACGAUAGCCGGUUUUAUAAACUCUAAACUGUGCAGGCUAUUUUUCUCCCUUAAUUUGCCAAGAGAUGCCAUUUCUCACUUCAAAAGCCACAUUGACAAGUUCAAGAGCAGAAUCGGUUUUCAGGAGUUAGUCUUUGAGCACUUUGCUUGGCUCUCAAAGCAGUAUGCUAUGUUUGGGGAUAUUUUUGAUGAGGCUGUUAAAAUGGGCUUGCCGGCUGUUCAGACCCAGCAUCCAGGUCUGUAUUAUCAGCAGGCCGCUCAGUAUGCUAUAAUUAGGAAGAGAGUUUGUCAGGAAUUAUGUUCACAAAUUAUCGCGUAUCCUCAACCUGACCCGCUAGAAGGCGGAAACAGCAUGGAAUUUUUCGGUCAAAGACCAUGGAGGCCUGGUAAAAUGUCCUCUGAACCUCCAGACCCACAUUUAGAGUCGAACGGCAUUCAAGCUGUGCAAUUUUUAGAAAAACUCGCCAACCACUCUAAUAUCAUUAUAGCGUUGUACGGACUAGCAAUAUCCCAAUUCAAAACUUACAAAUGUCCUAGGACUAGGCGGCAUUUAGUUUUGCAAAUGGCCGACGAGUAUUAUAAUUCCAAAGACUACGGAAAGGCCCUAACUCUUUUGACACAUAUGCUAUGGGAUUUUCGCACGGAAAAAUGGUGGUCAAUUCUUUCGGAUAUUUUGCAGAAAGCAAUCAAAUGUGCAUAUCUUACAGCAAAUAUCCAAGAUUACAUUUUGUUGGCUCUGGAGUUGCUAGGUGAUAACGUAACGUUGGAUAUCGAUGAUAAAAAGCGGAUUUACGAAAACGUCCAGAGGAUUUUGAAGAAACAAAUUCCCUACGGGGACCCUAAACUCCCUCACGACGUACUGCAAAACGCCAUCAUAAUAUGGCAGCCAGUGUUCCAAACGCAAACCCUAAACUUCCAACUGGACAUGGCGAACAUCCAGAGCUGCGUGGAAAUCAAGGCGAGUUUCUUGAAGGAAACGUACGAGGUCGACCAGAAAAUCGCCGCGGAAAUUUACAUUAAAAGCACUUGCCCGUUUCCCAUUAGUUUUCAAGGGAUUUCUGUCCUAGUCAACAGCCCUAAUUUGAGUAACGAAUACUCGAUAAAUAGAAAGGAGAAUAAAGCGUUGAGUUUUCAAAAUAACGAGAUGAAGAGGUUUGAGGUUGAGUUCAUGAGCGAUCCGAAUAAUAUCAACAAACAAAUACAGAUUGGGGGUGUAAUCGUAAUAAUGGGAAACCCAUCAGAAUGUUACUUUGAACUAAAAUUUAGCAACUCCUGUGGUGAAAGUAAGGUUGCCUUGACAAAACAAAAUUCGAAUAAACCGAAUUUCGACCAAAUUGCACCCUUAAUUGUGGCAACUAUAGUACCCAGAUAUUCAAAAUUGCGGGUUAAUUUUGAACACAAUAAACCCGCUUUGUUGGGCGAGUGGUACGAAAUAAAAGUGCAGGUUGAUAAUGACGAAAAAUUUAGUGUCGACGAUUUCAAGAUCGAAGCAAAUUUGGUCGAUGAAGAUACCUCAGAUGUGGAGUUUUCUCUGGUUCCAACCGGUUCAAUCGAAAAACUACCCGUAACGUUAAAAACCCCGGCAUUUUUACCCCUCAAGGGUAAAGUCACGGCCAGCGUAUACUUAAGGGGUCACAAAACAGGCGAAAAAAACGUUGAGGUUAAAAUAACGUACACUUUAAAUAGAGAGCAACCUGUUAUAAGUAUUAAAAGGGAGGUUAUAACUUUACCGUUCGUGCAACCUUUUGAGGUGAAAACCAAGUUUAUUUCCUUCAUAAUGGCCGAUAUAAAGAAAUUGUAUAUGGGGGAGGAGUUUGGAGUUAUGCCUACAAUACACUGUAUGUCCCCAUGGCCAAUUGAAAUUGAGAAUACUAGUUUUGAGUUUAUUUCUCCUAUUAGAUCCUUAGAACCAGAUAAUGAAAGUCAAGUUGCGGGGAACACCCUGUAUACCAAUGAAGAUGGGGCUGAAUUAUAUUUGGCAGUUUGUGAAAAAUCUUCUGAACACAAUGUGCAGAUAGGACAGUAUAGUGUUAAGUGGAAACGUGAAAACGGUAAAGAAGGUGCUAUAAGCCACACGUCUAUUUUCGGUCUUCCAUGUGAGUGGAUACCUCUAGGUAUAAAACUAGUCGCCCCUGCUCAUGGUUUAGUUAGAACUCCUAUGAUUAUAACCUACGAAUUGCAAAACCGAUCUCAACAACUUAUAGAGCUAGAUGUAGCGAUGGAAGCCACGGAAGCUUUCAUGUUUGCCGGUUACAAACAGUUUUCCAUAUCUAUUCUACCAAACUCAAAACGAAAUCUGCAAUACAACUUAUACCCCUUGCUGGCUGGUAGUGUAGCACUACCCAAGUUAACCCUAAGCAUUCCAGAGAAUACCGUUGAAGGUCCUGCAUUAAGAGAAGAACAUUUGAAAGACCUUUUAGAAAGGGCUCUGCCUACCCACUUAUACGUUAUGCCUCAGGCAAAGGGGAACCCAAUAAUGCCAGAAAUAGUAAAACUAACAAUUUAAUAUGAAAUUAAGCUGUACAAUGUUAUUCGUUAUUUAAAUUAUAUAAUUGUUUUAUAUUUAAUAAAUUUUAUAUAAA